This is a messenger RNA of Peronospora matthiolae, 249 nucleotides long. The record is from the annotation of a GenBank genome assembly. NCBI's taxonomy places the organism in Eukaryota, Oomycota, Peronosporomycetes, Peronosporales, Peronosporaceae.
AUGGUGGACACUGCCUCGAAGCAUCGAGCUGAGUUUGCCUUUGCUCAGCUCGAGAACGAGAGAUCUCUGACAUCUUCUCGUGACGAGCUAAGGGUAGCUCGUGGGAUUGCUGAUCGGUCUCGGGCUGAGAUAACUGCUCUUCAGACCCUUGUUGAUGCCCACCAUCGGGAGCACAAGGCUCUCUGCGAGAUGCUUGAGCGCAAGGGCGUUCUUCAUCGGAAGAAGCAGCGUACUGAUGGUACGGCUUAA